Messenger RNA from Phoenix dactylifera (date palm), 1656 nucleotides. RefSeq names its product NAD(P)-binding Rossmann-fold superfamily protein. The record is from RefSeq and is a predicted model, not a curated record. Lineage: Eukaryota; Viridiplantae; Streptophyta; Magnoliopsida; Arecales; Arecaceae. Gene Ontology annotation, molecular function: oxidoreductase activity, acting on the CH-OH group of donors, NAD or NADP as acceptor.
CGGUGCUCUCGCUGACUUCAUUGGCGUAAAUGCCGUCAUCCACCUCCCUUCGCACCAUCAUCUUUCUACCAAUCUACAUCCAGGGUUCUGGAGCCUGGAGGAGAUGGGCGGCCCUGAUUCUCCAUCUUCCCCAUCGGCGGUGGCGACGACCACCGUGUGUGUCACGGGAGCGACGGGGUACAUCGGGUCAUGGCUCGUCCGGUCGCUGCUCCAAAGAGGCUACAGCGUUCAUGCCACCGCCAGAGAUACAGGUAAAGCAUUGAGCCUCCUGUCAACUUUCAGUGGAAACAGUCGGUUGAAAAUCUUCAGAUCUGAUCUUAAUGAGGAAGGAAGCUUUGAUGAGGCAGUAAAGGGUUGUCUUGCAGUUUUCCAUGUAGCAGCUUCCAUGGAGUUCAAUGUAUCAGUUGAAGAAAACAUUGAUGAUCAUGUACAAUCGAAGAUUACAGAACCAGCAGUUAAAGGAACACUCAAUGUACUGCAGGCUUGUUCAAGAGCAGGGUCGGUUAAAAGGAUUAUAUUUACAUCUUCCAUCAGUACCAUUACUGCCAAAGAUGAUAAAGGAGAAUCGAGAGAAUUGGUAGAUGAAUCAUCUGUUACACCAAUAACUGAAGUUUGGAACACAAAGCCUAAGGGAUGGGUCUACGUCCUAUCAAAGCUCUUGACUGAGGAAAAGGCCUUCCAGUUUGCUAAGGAGAGAGGCAUUCAUUUGGUAUCGAUUAUCCCACCUACAGUAGCAGGUCCAUUCCUGACAACAAGUGUUCCUACAAGUGUUCAAGUUCUGCUGUCAUCUAUCACAGGUGAUCCCAACCUCUACCCAAUACUGGUUUCAGUGCAUUCAAGAUUGGGAUCGAUCCCAUUAGUUCACAUUGAAGACAUAUGCAAUGCACAUAUAUUUCUAAUGGAGCAAGCAGGGGCUGAAGGUAGAUUUAUCUGCUCUGUUGGAAGCUCCACUAUGCCUCAAUUAACUGAUCUUCUCUCUUUGGAGUACCCUUCCUUCAGUUCCAAAAGGUUUGCCGAGGGAUUCCCUGAUGCGGUCCCUCCAGUGAUUUCUUCCAUGCGUUUAACCAAUUUGGGUUUUAAAUUUAAAUAUGGUGUGAGAGAUAUCAUAGAGCAGAGUGUUGCCUGCUGUAUUAAGAAUGAUUUUCUGAAGUGCCCCAUUACAGAAGGUAUUCACAAUUGAAGCAUGCAAAUUUUUUGGUCAAAUUGUUAAGGGAGACUAGAAGAAUCUGCGAGCAUGAAGAACGUAAAAUUGAGUAGGUAGCAAGAAGCAGGGUUCUUUACACGAUACAAUGCAGAUUUUGUUCUGUAUUUUGUUGUUUAUGAUGACUGAGGAGAUUCAUUAAAGAUGGCCAACUUGUUGAAGUGACUUGCAUGUUGGCCAUGGCAAGAUCUACCUACCUAAACCAUUUAUCAAAAGAUUCUGCAUGUGUAUGAUGCUCAAUUGACAAAGGUGUUACUGCAGGAUACCCUGCAUGCUAUUGAAACCUUACUUCUAAGAUGGGAAGUACUGUUUGAAAUUUGCUACACCAUUGAUUGUUGAGGAUUGUCAUUCUUUGGCUCAGUUAUGAGCAUCCACUGUCAUUAUCAGUUCAGUAUUGACCCUAUAAAUCCUUGGUCGCAAAUUGUUCUCUUUGGGAUGACCCACCCAAAGAUUAU